GACGCGUGGCGCGCGCGCCGGCCAGUACCGCUCGAGCGUCCGUCGCAAACGCACGUUUGCUCUGUGCCACACCGCCUCAGUGACAGUGAUCAUACCGGUACUCUAGAUAAUCGAAUCGGUCGCGGUCCUUGUUGGUGAUAAAGUAUCGGCUCGCGGUCGAACCGCACCGAAUCGUCCCUCCUUCCCGACAAUACACCGAGAGUGCAUUACCUAGGGAGAGAUACCGUCGCGACUAGUGCAGUGCUGGUACGGAGAUGAGGCCGAAGGACGAGAUGGACACUAAGCUCCAAACGGGGACCUUCAUCCUGUCCGAGAAAAUCGAUGACACCAAGGCGAAGAAAAGCGAGAAGGAAAUGAAGAAAGAGAUGAAAAGACUCGAGAAGGAGAAGCAGGAGCGAGAGAAGAGGGAAAAGAAGGCGCGGGAAAAGGAAAAGGAGCGCGAGAAACAAGCAAAGAAAGGCAAGGUGGUAUGUGGCGCGUGCGGCGGCAAGUGCAGCGGGGAGGUGCUGCGCGUCACCGACAAGUACUUCCACACGGCGUGCUUCACCUGCCGCGCCUGUUCCGCCUCGCUGGCUCGCGGCGGCUUCUUCUGCAAGGAUGGCCACUACUACUGCCCACAGGAUUACCAGCGCGCGUUCGGUACGCGGUGCGCGGCGUGCAGCCAGUAUGUGGAGGGCGAGGUGGUCAGCGCACUCGGCAACACCUACCACCAGAAAUGCUUCACCUGCGCGCGCUGCAAACGCGCGUUCCCGUCGGGUGAGAAGGUGACAUACACGGGGUCGGAGGUAAUCUGCGGCGGGUGCGCGGCGCCGCAGCGUCACACGGCGCGCGCCACAGCCUCCCCCGCAUCCCCCACCACACCGGCCUCCCCCGGCUCGCCCGGCUCCCCCGCCUCCCCCGCCUCGCCGCGCUCCCCCGGUUCGCCCAUAUCCCCCGACAGAGACGACGUCGACCAGCGCCAGCCGGACCCCAACGAUUGCGCGGGUUGCGGACAGGAGCUGUCAGAGGGGCAGGCGCUAGUCGCACUCGACAGGCAGUGGCACACGUGGUGCUUCGCGUGCGGCGAGUGCGGCGCGGUGCUGCGCGGCGAGUACAUGGGGCGCGGCGGCGUGCCCUACUGCGAGCGCGACUACCAGCGCCUGUUCGGCGUGCGCUGCGCCUACUGCCAGCGCUACAUCUCCGGCAAGGUGCUGCAGGCCGGCGACAACCACCACUUCCACCCCACCUGCGCGCGCUGCUCCAAGUGCGGCGACCCCUUCGGCGACGGCGAGGAGAUGUUCCUGCAGGGCGCCGCCAUCUGGCACCCGCGCUGCGGCCCCGCGCCCAACGACCCCCUCGCCCUCGACCGCGCCUGCUCCGAGCUACAGUGGUCGCUGAGGUCACGCACUCCGAGCGUCAACGGCUCCUACUGCAGCCCCUACAGCAGCCUCACCAGGAAGUACGGGUACCGCGGCGUGUCGCCGGGCCUGGCGCUGCGCGGCGACCGCUCCGGCGCCUCCUCCCCGCACCGCAUCACCACGUACUCCUACCUGGCCAGCGAGCCCGCCACGCUGCGCCGCUGCGUGCAGCCCUACGACCGCCCGCCCACCUCGCCGCACUUCCACCGCCCGCCCUAUUUAUCCUUGGGAGCAUCCGCAGUAUUUAAUCGCUUCGGCUCCUGCACGCAUGAUGUGAUCAAGCCCUUAGAUUCAAUGCGCUGCGCGGCGCGGCGAGCGCGGGUGUUUCUGAAAGAAGUUAAGGAACGAGAAAAACUACAGCAGUGGAAGAAACAGAACUUAGAUCCUAGAAAUGCAAGCAGGACUCCGUCAGCGGCGCGCGAGGCGUGCUGGUGUUGUGCGGAGCGAGGUGUGCGCAGUGUGCGCAGUGAGCGCAGUGUGUGGUACGUGAGCUGUAUGUGCCGUGUGUUGGGGGCAGGCGAGGGCGGGGCCGGAGGCGGGGGCGGGGGCCGCAGCAGCACGCUGCCGCCGGGCGCGCGGCUGGCGCACCUCAGUCAGGGAGACUUCACAUUCAGCGGACUGACGGCGGGCGACAAGACGCACAGCACUGACUUCAGCAGCGGCAAGUCAGACAUAUCUGCCGGCUCCAUCACGGACGUGGACAGGAGUGCUGUGAGCACGGAGGGCGGCGGAGGGGAUGGGAUUGCAAAAGACAGAACGGCCGGCAUCAGUAAUGUGGGCAACGUGGGCAACGUGAGCGGAGUGGGCGGCGUGGGCAGCGUGGGCGGCGUGGGCCCGCCACUGGCGUGUGCGGCGCUGCGGCUGGCGGCCGAGGUGCCGCCGCCGUCGCUGACGCGCUCGUAGUCGCCGCCGGCGCCCUCUUGUUGAACUUUGUUGUUGAAAACGUUGACAAAAAAUAUAUUUGUGUUUUUUUUUGGAAAUUUCUCGCCCGAUUUCGUUUCGGUCCGAUGUCUGUGAUGUUGUUUUAAUGUGGUGCGGGGCGCGGCCGGAGUCUGCGCGGGAACGGACGUGUAUUGAUUCUAUCCUAUGUUUUGUUUGUUGAGGGUUAGAAAGUCCUCGCUCCGCCCCCGCCCCCGCCCCCGC
Papilio xuthus (Asian swallowtail) is the source of this 2540-nucleotide messenger RNA. It is a transcript of the gene Unc-115a, whose product is annotated as actin binding LIM protein Uncoordinated 115a. Gene Ontology annotation, cellular component: actin cytoskeleton. Gene Ontology annotation, molecular function: actin filament binding. The transcript has 16 exons. The record is from RefSeq and is a predicted model, not a curated record. Bases 255 to 2300 code for a protein of 681 amino acids. NCBI's taxonomy places the organism in Eukaryota, Metazoa, Arthropoda, Insecta, Lepidoptera, Papilionidae. Gene Ontology annotation, biological process: lamellipodium assembly.